Molecule: messenger RNA, 825 nt
Organism: Punctularia strigosozonata HHB-11173 SS5
Lineage: Eukaryota; Fungi; Basidiomycota; Agaricomycetes; Corticiales; Punctulariaceae
Product: adhesion regulating molecule
Exons: 6
Coding region: 1-825 (274 amino acids)
Biological process (GO): ubiquitin-dependent protein catabolic process
Cellular component (GO): proteasome regulatory particle, lid subcomplex; cytoplasm; nucleus
Molecular function (GO): endopeptidase activator activity; proteasome binding; ubiquitin binding
Source: RefSeq, a predicted model, not a curated record
AUGGCUAGCGAAAACGUCGUACUUGCGUUCAAAGCUGGUCGCUCCUUCAGGCGAAGCGGCACGAACUUUGUGGAUCCCGACCCCACCAAAGGUGCCAUACUUCUGAGCCGCGGAGAGGACGGCCUUACCCACUUUCAGUGGAAGAAUAGGUCGACAGACAGUGUCGAAGAAGAUCUGAUCCUAUUUCCUGGAGAUGCAACGUUUGUGAAAGCAUCCGGGCGGACGUACGUCCUCAAGUUCUCGUCCUCAAAUUCAAGGCAUUUCUUCUGGAUGCAAGACGCAUCUGACGCUCGCGAUCAAGUAUUCGUCGAGAACGUGAACCGUUUGUUGCGGGACCCGGACGAGAUCCCGAUCUGGGACGCUUUCGCGCAGGCCCCUGCCGGCACCGGUAGCACCUCCGCGCCGCAGGCGACCCCCGAGCAGCUCGCGCAGCUUCGCGAUCUCGUGAGGAACAUGACCGGCACCGCAGCCCCCCGUCAACCUGGUGAGGCUGAGCUCUCCUUGAACGACAUACUCACGCCCGCCAACCUCAACCCAUUAUUCACCACUCAUCCUGCCCUGGUGGAAGCACUAUACCCUCAUCUGCCCCCCGACCUGCCCUCUCCGCCGUCCCCGGAAGUGUUGCAGCAGAUCAUCGCUUCCCCACAGUUCCGUGCUGCAGUUUCAAACUUCGAUCAGGCACUGCGGACGGGUAUGUUGGGGGGACUGGUGAGGGGACUUGGGCUCCCAGAGGAGGCCGGUACGAGCGUUGAAGCGUUCUUGAGGGCCAUUCAAGAACAAGCAGAUCGAGAGCGCGGCGGAGAGGAGCGGAUGGAUACGGAUUAA